AUGUGGUUGAUAAGACAACAGCGUUUCGUGUCUGCUUGGGAUCGACUCGUUGAUUUGUCAGAUCUAGCGUUUCUAAAUCGCACGAGAAGAUGUAAAAUCUGUGACACACUGAGUGAAAUGCCAAAUGUACAAUGUCGGGAACGUUACCAAUUGCCUGUGAAAUUCGAUUUUCGUAUCUGGUUCCCCAUGCAUAUGUCUGUGCAGUUGAAACGCAUGGUCGGCAAACUGAGAACAGUGGAUCUUAUCAUUGAAGUGCAUGACGCUCGGGUACCAAUCACUGGACGUAAUCCUCAGUUUUAUUCGUCUUUGUAUGCCGUACGACCACAUAUUCUUGUAAUGAAUAAAAUGGACCUUAUCAAUACGGAUUUAAGAAAACCAAUCGAAGAUUAUUAUCGUGAUAAUGGUAUAACGAAUUUAGUAUGGACAAAUUGUAAAAACCGUCUGAAGAAACCACUCACAAACUUACAAAAUAUGAUGUUGCGAUGUCUUCGUGAAGAACCACGUUUCAACCGAACUGUGAAAACGGAAUACCAGGUUAUGGUAGUAGGCAUCCCUAAUGUUGGCAAAUCAUCGCUAAUCAACUCACUACGAUUAACCAAUCUUGGAAACAAUCAGAAAGCUGUAGAGGAAGGUAGCAGACCAGGAGUAACAGUACGUGUCCAAAAUCGUGUGCGAAUUCACGAUCAACCGCCAAUAUACAUACUCGAUACACCGGGAGUACUAAAUCCAUUGGCGCGAGAUGCAGAUAGUGCAAUGAAAUUGGCUUUGUGCAAUCUUAUUUUGGAAAGUGCUACGCAAAUUCACUAUGUUGCCGAUUAUCUGCUAUACUGGUUAAAUAAGACGGGUGACUAUUCGUAUGUUAAAUUUUUCAACCUGCGCAAUGGACCAUCAGAUGACAUACAAAAAGUGUUAUUGGAUAUAUGCCAAUCGAAUGAUAUUCGCUUUAAAUGCUAUAUUGGUGGCCAACGAGCUGAACGAUGGGACAUCGAUGUGGCAGCCAAAUUGUUUAUCAAUAUGUUUCGGAACAACAAACUACGUAACCACUGCUUAGAUACUGAUUUCCUGUGGGAUUAUAUGAAUAAAAAUGAAUAA
Messenger RNA from Acanthocheilonema viteae, 1092 nucleotides. The record is from the annotation of a GenBank genome assembly. NCBI's taxonomy places the organism in Eukaryota, Metazoa, Nematoda, Chromadorea, Rhabditida, Onchocercidae.